AUGAAACCGUCGUCCUCCCACUCGACAUGGCGCUGCUAUGCCUCCCUGCUAUUGCUGGCCGAGCUCCGCUCAACCUCGGCCGCGACGGUGCCGCAGUUCGUCUUCAACCCGCACGCCGGCAGCUCGGGCGCCGUCGCGAGCGAGGCCGUGGAAUGUAGCAAGAUAGGCCGUGACCUGAUUGCGCGCGGCGGAAACGCCGUUGACGCGCUUGUCGGUACGACCUUCUGUGUCGGCACCGUGGGCAUGUACCACUCGGGCAUCGGUGGCGGCGGCUUCGUGGUGGUAAGAGACGCCUAUGGGAACUACGAGUCCGUCGACUUUAGGGAGUCGGCGCCGGCCGCGGCGUUCCAGGACAUGUACAAGGGCAACAUCGAGGGCAGCGUCUACGGCGGCCUGGCCGUCGGCGUGCCGAGCGAGGUCCGUGGGUUGGAAUACAUUCACAAGAAGUACGGCGUCUUGCCUUGGAAGGCCGUAGUCACCCCGGCCGCGCAACUGGCGACAACAGGCUUUAGAGUCUCUGAGGACUUGGUGCGAUACAUGGCCAACGCCAUCAAUGGACAGUACAACUUCCUCGUCGAGGACCCUGUCUGGGCGGAAGAGUUUGCCCCGAACGGUAAACUUCUUCAACUCGGUGACACAAUAUACCGCAAAAGAUACGGGGCCCAUACCAGCACCCUUGCCAAGAUCGCGGAGGAAGGCCCCGACGCGUUCUACUCUGGCCCCAUCGCCGAGUCCAUAAUCGCCACCGUCCGCGCCACAAACGGCUCUCUCACCCUCGACGACCUGUCGUCUUACAAGGUCGUCACGCGGCCCUCCUUAUCCAUCUCCUACCGUGGCCACCGUCUCGUCUCCGUCGGCUCCCCCGCCAGCGGCGCCGUGUGCCUCAACACCCUCAAGAUCAUGGAGCAGUUCGACCCCUCCGAGAGCGCCGACACCCACCUCGGCGUCCACCGCUUCGACGAGGCCCUGCGCUUCGCCUACGGCGCGAGGUCCCUCCUCGGCGACCCGGACUUCGUCGACGGCAUCGGCCCCUUCGAGGACACCCUCAUCGACGAGGCCACCGCCAAGGACAUCCGACACAGGAUCCUGGACAACCAGACGCAGCCGGUCGACCGGUACGACCCCCACGGGAUGUACGCGAGCGAAGGGUUCGGCACCUCGCACAUCGUAACGGCGGACAAGUCGGGCAUGGCCACGUCUUUGACCACGACCGUGAAUCUCCUCUUUGGCGCCCAGAUCAUGGACCCCCUGUCUGGCGUGAUCCUCAACAACGAGAUGAACGACUUCUCCAUCCCCGGCGUCCGAAACGCCUUCGGCUUCGAGCCGUCCCCCGCCAACUUCGUCCGCGCCAACAAGCGGCCCCUCUCCUCCAUCACCCCCGUCAUCGUCGAGCACCCGGACGGCACCCUCUACGCCACCGUUGGCGCCGCAGGCGGCUCUCGCAUCAUCAGCUCCACUGCCCAGGUCGCCUGGCACGUCCUCGAGCACGGCCGGACCAUGAAGCAGGCCCUUCGCGAACCGCGCCUGCACGACCAGCUCAUGCCCAACACCGUCACCUUCGAAUACGCCUUCGACAACGACACCGUCGCCAGCAUGAUCGAGAAGGGCCACGACGUCACGUGGGUGCCCGAGGGCCGUAGUGCCGUGCAGGGCAUCAUCUUCGACGGCGGCGUGUUCGAGGCGGCGAGCGAGCCGCGGCAGAAGAACAGUGGCGCGUUCACGGUUUGA
Molecule: messenger RNA, 1728 nt
Organism: Colletotrichum higginsianum IMI 349063
Lineage: Eukaryota; Fungi; Ascomycota; Sordariomycetes; Glomerellales; Glomerellaceae
Product: Gamma-glutamyltranspeptidase
Exons: 7
Coding region: 1-1728 (575 amino acids)
Biological process (GO): glutathione catabolic process
Cellular component (GO): plasma membrane
Molecular function (GO): glutathione gamma-glutamate hydrolase
Source: RefSeq, a predicted model, not a curated record